GUUAAUGGGCCAGUGGGCCCAACCAAUAUGGGCUAAGAUUGAAAAAAAAAGGAGAGAAACUGAAGCAUGGUCAACACUCAAGAGGAAGGACUCCUUGCGAAGGAGGCAACAUCACAUUUCACAUUUCUCUGUCUCUCGAUUAGACCCAGCAAGAUUCUACUUGAAAGAGACUCAAUAGUUGAGAAGGCAUUACAUGACCGAACAAAUUUCACCGACAAGACAACAAGCGCUUCCGCGUACUCUGGACAGUUAGAUGACACUUGCCAAAACCUCUACCCUUCAAGGCACCACUACAACCUAGCCACCACAAUGAUGACCAUGAAAUCUCACAUCAAGAACCCUACCGUUCAGACCACUGUGUUUGGACAAUCUGUUGGUAAAGUCCCUACCAAAGAGCCUAGAGUGCUCGGUGGUCGAGCUCACAUCAAAUUGCUUGUUCACAUAGCGACAAUAGUGAUUCACUACAAUGGGAACAUGAAACCAUGGCUAAAGCUUGCAAUCGGGAAGUAUAAACCUUACUGGGACAGACCAUCAUCACUCAUCUCCCACAGAACUCUAUACAAGUCUUUCAAAUCCUCUUUCUCUAUCCCAAUGGAAUCGGAAACCCUAACGGCCACGAUCACGACCGUACCGAGCCACGACGAGACCAAGACAGAAUCAACAGAGUUCGAGAAGAAUCAGAAACGGUACCAAGAACUAAUCUCCACGUUUCCUCACGAGAAAGGCUGGAGACCUAAAGAGCCCCUGAUCGAGUAUGGUGGUUACUGGUGGCUACCGCCUCUCCUCGAAGGUUGUAUUCACGCGCAAGAGUUCUUUCAAGCGCGACCCAGUGACUUCCUCGUCUGUAGCUACCCAAAGACAGGUACCACUUGGCUCAAAGCCCUGACUUUCGCCAUUGCCAAUCGUUCCCGCUUCGAUGAUUCCUCUAACCCUCUCUUGAAACGUAACCCUCACGAGUUUGUUCCUUACAUUGAGAUCGAUUUCCCUUUCUUCCCUGAAGUUGAUGUUCUCAAAGACAAAGGGAACACUCUGUUUUCGACUCAUAUCCCAUACGAGUUAUUACCUGAUUCGGUUGUGAAAUCAGGUUGUAAGAUGGUUUACAUCUGGAGAGAACCAAAGGACACUUUUAUCUCCAUGUGGACUUUCCUUCACAAGGAAAGGACAGAACUUGGACCUGUCAACAAUCUUGAGGAGUCUUUUGAUAUGUUCUGUCGUGGUCUGUCUGGGUACGGUCCUUAUCUUGAUCAUAUCCUGGCGUAUUGGAAAGCCUACCAAGAGAAUCCAGAUCGGAUUUUGUUCCUCAAGUACGAGACGAUGAGAGCUGAUCCUUUGCCGUAUGUGAAGAUACUGGCUGAGUUUAUGGGUUAUGGAUUCAGUGCUGAGGAAGAGGAGAAAGGUGUUGUUGAGAAAGUGGUGAAUCUUUGCAGCUUUGAGACAUUGAAGAAUCUUGAAGCUAACAAAGGGGAGAAAGACAGAGAGGAUCGUCCUGGUGUUUAUGCGAAUAGCGCAUAUUUCAGGAAAGGAAAGGUGGGAGAUUGGUCGAAUUAUCUGACUCCGGAGAUGGCUGCUCGUAUCGAUGGGUUAAUGGAAGAGAAAUUUAAGGGCACCGGUUUGCUUGAACAUGGUAAAUGACUAGCUCUUGUUCCGAGCAAUGACUGAUCCAUAUAUGCUUUGUUUACAACAGAAGUUUGCUCCUUGUUUUAGUUUGAUUCUAUUAAUGUAAUAACUUAUAUAUUGGAAGAAUAAAUGUUGCUUCUGUUU
Arabidopsis arenosa is the source of this 1761-nucleotide messenger RNA. NCBI's taxonomy places the organism in Eukaryota, Viridiplantae, Streptophyta, Magnoliopsida, Brassicales, Brassicaceae. The record is from the annotation of a GenBank genome assembly.